Messenger RNA from Aspergillus ibericus CBS 121593, 1956 nucleotides. Its product is annotated as putative serine/threonine protein kinase (Prp4). Gene Ontology annotation, molecular function: protein serine/threonine kinase activity; ATP binding. The transcript has 4 exons. Gene Ontology annotation, biological process: peptidyl-serine phosphorylation; mRNA cis splicing, via spliceosome; peptidyl-threonine phosphorylation. The record is from RefSeq and is a predicted model, not a curated record. Lineage: Eukaryota; Fungi; Ascomycota; Eurotiomycetes; Eurotiales; Aspergillaceae. The coding region runs from base 302 to 1864 and encodes 520 amino acids.
CUCGCACGCGGAGCCGGUCGCCAUAUCGCGAAGUCCGCAAGCCCAAGCAGUAUUCAGGGGAUGAGUGGGAAUCUCAGAGAGAGGACAGUACUGCCUCACGGAAUCACAGGAGGAGGCCUUCUAUUGAACAGUGCAGCCAGCUUCUGCAACCUCUCAUCCCCGUGGUGAUAAUGUGAAUGAAAUACCCGAGACACCAGAAGAGCACAUCCCCGCCGAGCCCGUUGACGAAGCAGCCCAAUUAGAGGCCCGCCGCAAACGGCGCGAGGCAAUCCGGGCCAAAUACCGAGGCCAGGCCACCCCGAUGCGGCUGCAGGCGCUACACAUUGGGGGCAGCCAAGAUUCGUCCACCCCGAGCGUUGAUACCGCUGCGUCGACCAGCGCUGUUUCUGAAGCAGCGCCGCUGUCGGCACCCCAGACACCUGCUGAUAGUCCAGGGGAGUCGUUCACCGACUUCAAAAUAGGCAAAGAUGCUGAUCUAAUGAACAACGACGCGCCGGUGAACGGUGUAGAUAAAGACGAACCAUCUGCAGCUGACUACGACCCUACUUUGGACAUGAAAGCGGAAAAGAAGAGGCAUGGUACUGGCGGUGUGAACGAGGAGCUGUCUGCAGCGUCCUAUGAUGAAACGCAGACUUCCCGCCAGGACAUCCUGAUGCCUGACGCAGUCCAACCCCCCGAGCCUAAAGCGAAGGACCCAUACGACAUGUUCGCGGAAGAUGACGACGACGAUAUGUUCGCUGAAGACACACAGGACACCGCGCAGCCGACGCAUGCAUCGGCCAAGUCGGCUGUCCCGCAGCCGAAGGAGCUCGACAUCAGCAUGAUGGACAACUGGGAUGAUCCGGAAGGCUAUUACAAUGUGCGGCUCGGUGAGUUGAUUAACGGGCGAUACCAUGUCCAGCAGAACCUUGGCAAGGGCAUGUUUUCAUCGGUAGUACGCGCCACCGACUCCAAGACUGGCGGCUUGGUUGCGAUCAAAAUCAUCCGACAGAAUGAUACGAUGAAAAAGGCCGGCAUGAAGGAGAUUGGCAUCCUGGAGCAGCUUCACGAGGCCGACCCGGAUGACAAGAAGCACGUGAUCAAGUUUGAGCGGCAUUUCGACCACAAAGGACAUCUCUGCAUGGUCUUUGAGAAUCUGAGCAUGAACCUGCGUGAGGUCUUGAAGAAAUUCGGACGCGAUGUUGGUUUGAACUUGCGGGCUAUCCGGGCCUACGCCCAGCAGAUCUUCCUCGGGCUCAGCUUACUCCGGAAGUGUAACAUCCUCCACGCUGACCUGAAGCCGGAUAAUCUUCUGGUCAAUGAGCAGCGCAACAUUCUCAAGGUCUGCGACCUGGGAUCCGCGUCUCCGGCGACGGAGAACGAGAUCACGCCGUAUCUCGUAAGUCGGUUCUACCGGGCGCCGGAGAUCAUUUUGGGCAUUCCAUAUGAUCACGCGAUCGAUGUGUGGUCGAUUGGAUGCACCUUGUUCGAGCUGUACACGGGCAAGAUCUUGUUUACGGGGCGGAACAACAACCAGAUGCUACGUUCCAUCAUGGAAUGCCGUGGCAAAUACCCGCCCAAACUUCUGCGGCGCGGGUCGCUGACGCCAAUGCACUUCGAUGACAUGCUCAACUUCCUCAGCAUGGAAGAGGACAAGAUCACCGGGCGGUCAGUCACGCGGGUGCUAGACUUCAAGAAGCCGACGCGGGAUCUGAAGACCCGGCUGAUGGGAGGCAAGGAGACCCGGGGCAUGACGGACAGUGAGGCGAAAGAGCUGGCCCAGUUUGUGGAUCUGUUGGACCGGUGCUUGAGUCUCAACCCAGAGAAGCGGUGCACCCCGACGGAGGCGUUGAAACAUCCCUUUCUGUGCCGGCCCAAGGUAUGAUGGAUGAAGCUUCCUUGCGGCCACUCGUUGUACAUAUUAUGUCAUAGUAGGACUGCCUCGCUUUCACGAUAUGAAUCAGGUAUGCACAGCCA